AUGGAUCAUCAUCCUGUAAAGAGGGUUUCUCGUUUCUUCCCUUCUUCAUUAACUUCUUGCCAAUUCCGAAGUGUACCUGAUGUGGUGCAAAGCUCCGUUCCCAUAAAAAAAGGCACCAAAUUUCUCCAUCAUGAAAUUGAACCUCCAAUACCCUCGUCAGAUAUUCACAAACGCCCUUCAGUGAUCAAGUCCCAAGAGCCUAAAACCACUCUCAAAAAAGGGAAAGAAGCGUCUAAGCACUACCAAAAAAAGUCCCUGCUUAUGGGUUCUGAUCCUGAAGGAAGAAGACGUCCUGCUGUUACAUCUGUUUCAGUUAUGGAUUCAAAGAAGAAAGAAAGAGCAAAAGAGACAAAGAUGAAUAACAGUAUUUCUUCAUCUAACAGUGGCAGGUGGUUUAGUAGUGAUGAUGAAGCAGCUGAUGAUCAAUGUGAUGGAAAAUCUGAUACUUUUUUCAGCUUAUCAUCAUGCACUUCUUCUGAAUCUUUUCGCCUUAAAUCAGCAAAAAUUCACUCCAAAAGAUUUGAUAGUAACAUGAGAACUGAAUCAGGUCGUUGCUCAUCAGCACUCUCAGCAUAUUCGCUAAAUGCAGCUCUCAGCCCAUGCAGCCAGAAAACGACCAAAAGCGGCCUCAAAACAGCCCAAAAACAUGGAAAGUCUACAAGAAGGGACUCCAAGACUGACAAGACAUGGCACAGAUGGGAGACUGAUGAUGAUGAUUUCGUCAUAGAUAAUGAAAUUCUCAAGGGUUCCCAAGUUUCUGAGGCUUCAGCUGAACUCUACUAUGAUGGUUCUGGAAGUCAUCAUUGCCGGAAAUCCACCAAGUCUCGCCGGAAAACCAGCAAGAAACAUAGGAGAAAGAAAGGGCAAAUAAAGUCUGAUAAGGAUGGCCAGCUUUUAAAUGCUGUUGUUGAGGAUGGAGUUGAAGAAGCCUAUGCAGUCGAGAAGAGUACAAGUGAUCCAUAUAAUGACUUCAGGACAUCAAUGUUGGAGAUGAUUAUUGAGAAGCAAAUUUUUGGAGUUAAAGAUCUUGAGAAGUUGUUGGAGUGUUUUUUGUCUUUGAAUUCACCUUAUUACCAUAUGGUUAUUCUUGAGGUAUUCACAGAGAUUUGUGACACCCUAUUUGCAUAUUAA
Coffea eugenioides is the source of this 1131-nucleotide messenger RNA. RefSeq names its product transcription repressor OFP8-like. The record is from RefSeq and is a predicted model, not a curated record. The coding region runs from base 1 to 1131 and encodes 376 amino acids. Gene Ontology annotation, biological process: negative regulation of DNA-templated transcription. NCBI's taxonomy places the organism in Eukaryota, Viridiplantae, Streptophyta, Magnoliopsida, Gentianales, Rubiaceae. The transcript has a single exon.